Molecule: messenger RNA, 435 nt
Organism: Iphiclides podalirius (scarce swallowtail)
Lineage: Eukaryota; Metazoa; Arthropoda; Insecta; Lepidoptera; Papilionidae
Source: the annotation of a GenBank genome assembly
AUGCCUUUAAAGAUAACUCCAACUAAUCCCGAGAAAUCCCCCAAUGUCACGAACUCGGCCUCUUUGAUGAUCGCACGGGAAAAGUUUCGAAUUUAUUUGGCAUUCCCUUACGUUGGGUCCAAUCGGAAGCCUUCCAGCGUCAGUCCCAUGGCGCGGCUACAAAUCAAAACAGGCGAAACUGGCCCCGUCGACCCCCGAAGAGAUAAAGCCCCCGAGGACUAUCGGGCUGGCGUGUCCUGUGUCGACAAACGAGUUGCACGCGCCGAACCAACGAUCGGAAAACGGCGUCGGCGCGGGGCGACCGAACGGAAACCCGUCACGGCCACGCUAAGGUCGUCGCCCGCCGGAGGUCACCAGCGCGCCGUGCGAACCGCUCGGAAAAUUUCCGCGUCACGCGCACCGCUCGAUUUUGCGACUGGCUCUCGAGUGCCUUUU